This is a messenger RNA of Nicotiana tabacum (common tobacco), 1955 nucleotides long. RefSeq names its product protein KAKU4. Gene Ontology annotation, cellular component: nuclear envelope. Gene Ontology annotation, biological process: nuclear membrane organization. The record is from RefSeq and is a predicted model, not a curated record. Lineage: Eukaryota; Viridiplantae; Streptophyta; Magnoliopsida; Solanales; Solanaceae.
AGAAACUGCCAACAGAUAACAAGAAAGAACCUGAAAAUGCAACUUCUUUUUGAAUCCCCUUAACCUCUCUUUCUCAGACAAAACAAAAACGCAGAAAACCAACAAAAAAACACCCGCUUUCACUCUGGGGAAAUUACCACGCCAUGGAUUCCCGUUCCGGAGGAAAAAUUGUGACGAAUAGGCGAAAGAGAUACGCCGUCGGUCCAUACGACCGUCCACCACCACCACCGCCGCCGCCGGAAGUACAGCAACCGUUUCCUAAAAGCCCUAAUUGGCUUACCGGCCGUGUUGUUCCGGCGACGCGUACGAUUCUCUCCGGCGCCGCGAAGAUUUUAACAUCUGUAUUCAAUUCCGACUCUUCUUCUUCCUCGUCUUCCUCCGACGCUGAUUCCAUGUUUGCGGAUGAUGCUAGAGAACAUAAUGAUAUUGGCUUGGAAGUGGAUGAGUUAAGCAAGGAUCCUCAAUUAAGUGGAGAGAGAAGUACAACGAAGCACCUAAUUGAGCAGCUACUUAUGCAGGAGACAUUUUCAAGGAAGGAGCGUGAUAGGUUAGUAACAAUCAUCAACUCCAGGGUUGUUGAUUUUUCAUCACUAGAAGGAGAAGGCAGCUUUGGUUUGCGCUCCGCAAUACCUGAUCAAGCAAUUGCAGAUGAUACGCUGGAUCUCAGCAGUCGUGCAAUUGUAGAAGCAAGGAAAUGGUUAGAGGAAAAGAGAGAGGAAAAGAGAGACGGAUUGGGUUUAGAUAUUACUCACGGAGGUUUAAGCUCUGGAGUUAAAAACGUGGAUGAUACUUUUGGCUCACCGGUAGAUAUGGCUAGGUCAUAUAUGAAGGUUCGUCCUCCAUGGGCCUCUCCUACUGUUGAUCAGAGUGGACUUGGAACCCCCUCACAUCUGAAGGCAAAGCUCUUUGAGGAAGGAACACCGUAUACUGGGGAUUCUUCUUCUUCCUUAAAGAAAAAGAAUUCUUUUGCAUCUGGCUCAUGGAAUAUUCAUGAUGAAAUACGAAAAGUACGGUCAAAAGCAACUGAGGAUCUGUUACGUGCUCGCCCUUUCAAGGCAGAACCAAAAUCUGCAGUUGGUAAUUUGACAGGAACUAGUACCGGAGAGAAGAUAAAUAGCUCAAGUUCUUUGAGACUUACUAAACUGUCAGAUGUACCAAUUAAGUGGUCAGAUGUGGAAAUAACACAAGAUGAUGGAGAAAAUAUCACUCAGCCUCUAAAUCCUGCCUCUUCCGUUCAGCUCCAUGAUCAGGGUAUUGAGGUAAGUAGGGUUGGCGAGCAUGCUGCUUGUGAAUCGCACAGGCCCAAUGGUCCAGCUUUCCCCUCAGAGCACAGUGAUGGUCUUCGUAUAACUGGCGCUGAUGCACAUGAGGUGACUCAAACAAAUGCAGCACAAAGUUCUAAUGGAUAUGCAUCUAUAGAAAUAGAAGCUAGUUUGUCUGCAGGUCUAACAUCAGGACAAAACAAUGUGCAUGUCGGCGGUGAGAAGCCUAAACCAGGAAUGUCGAUUCAGCAGAAAUUGACUGAAUCUACCCAAGUCGAGGAUAAGUGUGAGCUUCUUAGCGAAUCUGCUGUGGAUGUACCAGAAAUGAACGAAACAACCGACAGUCCAGCUGCUUCGAUGCCUAGUGAAGAAUUAUCACAGGAGGAACCGGGUUUGGUACGUGAGUUGGCAAAGAAUGGCAAAGUUGUGAAGCAACAAGGAAAGAGACCAGUCAGAAAUGUGAGAAAGACGAGAGCAAAGAGGUAAAUGAUGGGAUACGUAGACCAGGCAGUUUGUAGACCUGAAGCUUCUGUAUAUUAGCUUGAAGGAGAAAUUUAAGCAAUUGUAGGAGUAUACUUGAUUAAUUUAAGCUAUUGUAGGAGAAUCCUUGAUUCAUCUUUUCCUUUCUUUGUAGACCACGUUGUGUAGUUGUAUUCUUAAGUUCGUGUAGGGGACUAUUACCAAUACUCUCUC